AUGUCCAAGGAAGAUGUUGGAGGAAGUAAUGAGACUACAAGGGAGGAAUUUGAUACACAUGAAUACUGUGUGAGGCGUAGAUACAAUGACUUUGUAUGGUUACGUCAGAGAUUGGAAGAUGGUUAUCCGACACAUUUGGUGCCUCCUCUGCCUGCUAAACACAGCCUACGGCGUUUGGACCGUUUCAGUUCUGAGUUUCUACGAGUUCGACAACAAGCAUUACAGAAAUUCCUCACCCGAAUCGCUGAUCAUCCAGUCUUGUCCUUUGAUAAACAUUUUCAUGUAUUUCUCACUGCUAAAGCUUGGGAAUUCAAUGCCCAUAAAAAGAAAGGACAAGGUUUGAUCAGCCGAGUCACCAACUCCCUUCACAACAUAAGUGCUUCAUACAUGAUGAAAAACCGGCCUCCUGAGUUUGCAGUGAUGCAUGACUACGUGCAGUCUUUUGGUGAUAAACUUGCAUCA
Octopus sinensis (East Asian common octopus) is the source of this 462-nucleotide messenger RNA. Its product is annotated as sorting nexin-30-like. Gene Ontology annotation, molecular function: phosphatidylinositol binding. The record is from RefSeq and is a predicted model, not a curated record. The annotation marks the transcript as partial. Lineage: Eukaryota; Metazoa; Mollusca; Cephalopoda; Octopoda; Octopodidae. The transcript is spliced from 4 exons.